This is a messenger RNA of Anoplophora glabripennis (Asian longhorned beetle), 1869 nucleotides long. RefSeq names its product targeting protein for Xklp2 homolog. Gene Ontology annotation, biological process: activation of protein kinase activity; regulation of mitotic spindle organization. The transcript has 7 exons. The record is from RefSeq and is a predicted model, not a curated record. Bases 115 to 1713 code for a protein of 532 amino acids. Lineage: Eukaryota; Metazoa; Arthropoda; Insecta; Coleoptera; Cerambycidae. Gene Ontology annotation, cellular component: spindle; microtubule.
UCAGACAAGAAAUUAGAAAAAGUUUCUUAUGAAGUUUUUUUGUAUUAGUUCUUUGCUGUCUGAUUGUAAAGAAUAAUUUAUUUGUGUGAUUUUGGCAAGUUAACCGUAGUAAAAAUGUCGGGAAAUUUUGAUAAUUUAAAUGCUCCACAAUUUUAUGACUUUAAUAAAGAUUUUAAUGAAGAUCAAAACGCAGAUUCAUACUUUGAAACCGAUCAUGAGCUCCGGGAGCCUCAGGAAGAUCCUUUAAAGUUUAGAAGUCCUGAGCAGGAUAAUAAUGAAAUUACCUUAACUAAUAACAGUGAUUAUGACGAAAAUAACAGUAGAAAACUACGACGCUCUCUGAGCGUUGGUAAUUUAUUAAAUGAUGUAAAUGACGGUAUAGUUGAUAACAUAAAGGAUGGCACAUUAACAUCCGAGGUCAAUAAACAUACCGCAGUAUAUUCAUCUUGUAAUGACUUAAGCGAAGCUAAUGACAACAACUCUUUAAAUGAAAGGAAGAUGUAUCUUCCCCUAGUCCUAGCAAGGGCUCAACGCUUAUCAAAAGCUGUGUCAAAGGAGCACCUGAAUAGACUGGCACAGCCAAAGAAGUAUGUAUCGGACCAGAACUUGAAUAAGUAUGUAUCAGUGGCGGAAGCUGUUAGGAAAUUCCACAGCGGUACACCUACCCGUUUUCGGACUAGGCCGACGAUGAGUAAACUGAAAAUAACAGUGCCUCAGAUGCCAGCUCUAUUGAGCACAAAUAGAAAUCGUCCAGUGGCCGCAAUUUCCAUAGAGGAACGGGAGAGGUUAGAAUAUGAAGAGGCUCAGAAGUUUAAAAUAAAAUCCAAACCAUUGAAUAAAAAAAUUUUGCAAGGACCUAUUCCUUUAGUUCCAAUAGAAAGGAAACCUGCCACCAUUGUAAAACCAUUUAACAUUACAGAGGUGCCGCAAAAGCCUGUUAUCUUCCCAAAAGAAGAAGGUUUCAAAUUCUGUGCGAAGCCAGUUCCUAAAUGUGUUUUUGAAUCACCUAAACUGAAAGUUCUUCAGAAAACAAAAUCACUGGAUCAGUACGUCAAGGGUCCUGUCAGGCCAUCUCGGAAAAAUGAGGAAGAAGCCAAACCAAACGUAAAGUUGACAACAACGAUUCCAAAACCAUUCAGUUUCGAGGAAAGAGAUCGGCGGAUGUUUAAGAAAAAAGAGGAGUUUGUAAAGAAUUUUAUAGAAGAGGAAAAAAGAGCAGCGGAAUUUCAUGCUCGUCCUAUUCCUAAAGCUAUACUGAGAUCUGCCAAAAGUAACUCCAGUUUAAAGCGUUCGGAUUCUUCCGAUAUAAAUGGCGAGCUCACAAAAAGUGAGGAAAAUAUAUCAACUCAGUUCAGAGCUAGACCUGCCACAAUUCUAAAAAAGAAGCCAUUCAUACCAAGGAAGGAGGAAAGACAGUUAAUUGAAAUAAGCGAAUUCCAAUUGAACACCGAGAGGCGUGUCAAAGAGAGGGAGGAAUUCGAGCAGUCUAAAAAAGAGAAAGAGGAAAGGCUCGCUCUGAUACAACAACGUGAAGAGGAAAUAAGGCUGCAGAGGGAGAAAGAGGAGAUCGAUAGGCUCCGUAAAGAUCUGGAAUAUAAAGCGAAGCCAAUCAAGAAAUACAAAGAGAUCAUAAUCCAGCCCUCUGGAAAAGUAACUAAACCUAUAUCACCCACCUUCCAUACAAGCAGUAAGAACAAAGAGAAUUUGCCAUAGGUCACUUAAUUUAAAUUACAAUCUAUUGUUGUUUUAAAACUUAUUUAUGUUUGUCCUUUAGCGUUUUAUUAAACUAGGUGUAUGUUUUAUUCUAAUGAAGUCUAUAUAUUUUACUAUAUGUAUUCCGUACCAAUAUCGGUCCUGAAGAUGUUUUUA